Messenger RNA from Meira miltonrushii, 183 nucleotides. RefSeq lists its product as uncharacterized. Lineage: Eukaryota; Fungi; Basidiomycota; Exobasidiomycetes; Exobasidiales; Brachybasidiaceae. The record is from RefSeq and is a predicted model, not a curated record. The coding region runs from base 1 to 183 and encodes 60 amino acids. The transcript is spliced from 2 exons.
AUGAGCAAAGAGCAAUGGAUGACAAACACACCCCCACACAUCAAAAUGCGUUUCAACUUUGUCGUCCUCGUACUCGCUGCUGUCAUGAUCUCUGCUGCCAACGCUGCACCAACGCCACAAGAAGUCGAAGUUGGAGCCGGUGAAAAACGUCAAUUCUGCAGAACCCGUUGUCCAGGAUGGUAA